Drosophila ananassae is the source of this 2381-nucleotide messenger RNA. Its product is annotated as polycystic kidney disease protein 1-like 3. The record is from RefSeq and is a predicted model, not a curated record. Gene Ontology annotation, cellular component: membrane. The transcript is spliced from 3 exons. Bases 78 to 2327 code for a protein of 749 amino acids. Gene Ontology annotation, biological process: detection of mechanical stimulus. Gene Ontology annotation, molecular function: calcium channel activity; calcium ion binding. NCBI's taxonomy places the organism in Eukaryota, Metazoa, Arthropoda, Insecta, Diptera, Drosophilidae.
UAGGUCGUUGUUUAAAAGUAUAAAUAGUGCUGGAUAGAAGUAGAAUUCAGCUAUCUAUCUGGGAAGUAAAGUCCACCAUGGUGUUGUCAGCGGCCACCUCAAAGAAUACGGUCUUUCUGGCCACCACAUCCUUGAUCAUUUUCAUCUGUUUCCUCUUAAUCGGCUUCACUGUGGGCUUCCGGCAUGAGAGCGAGGCCUUCACGAACGGCUUGAUUGUGGUAGCCAUGGUGAUGGUGCUCCAGUACCUCAUCUUUGAUCCCAUCAAGUUCCUCAUACUAGCCUUCGACCAUGCCACCUGGCCCCAGGACGAUGCCAUCUACCAUGUGCCAAAAACAUCGGUGACCCAGUCGCGGUUUGACGGCCUGAAGAUGCGACUGGGCAGCUGCAAGUCCGAGCUGCUCAUCACCGACGACCACCGGAACGAGAAGCUGAACGAAAAGUACGGCCGGAUUGCCAAGGAACUCGUUCUCUACGGCAGUUACUUCUUCUGCCUGCUGCUGAUAGUGGUGGUGCAUGUGGAUCAGACUCUCUACUACAACACGAAUAUCAUGUACCAGCUUUUCCAUUUAAGUACCAAUUACAGCAUGGGCUUGUCCAAAGUUUUUUUCCAGUACGAGGUAUUUCCAUUCAUUGAAAAAACUUUGAUUGACGCCUUCUACUUGAACAAUGGGAAUUGGUGGGCCAUGGAGCAGACCCAGAUCAUGGGGGUGGUGCGUCUGCGGCAGAUGCGUUACAAGGUGCAUCAUAUGGGCCUGGAGGACCCGAAGUGGGACCAUGAUGAUUAUUUGCCCGAAUGGACUCUACCCUACGAGCGACUCCACUACAAGGACAAAUUUUGGCGCAUCUAUGAUCCCUUUUUGCACCUCUCCCUACAGUCCAGUUUUCUGAACAGCCUCCUGCUGAACUUCAACCACCACGGAGCCGUGCAUGUGUACCCGGAGAGUGGCGGCUAUUGCAGCUACCUCAUGACCAAAAGGACAAACUCACUGAAGGUGAUGGACUACCUUCGCGACUACAGCUGGAUGGGAAUCAACACAUCGGCUCUGUUCCUGGACUUCACCCUCUACAGUGCGGAUGCGAACGUGUUCACGGUCAUUACCCUCCUGGUGGAGAACACUAUGUUCGGCAUACAGUGCACCAAGACGGAUGUGGAGAGCGUGAGGCUGAUACAGUCGGCGGCCCAAAAGAGCACCGCCUCGCUCUUCGUCGUGGCGCUCUAUCUAAUCCUGAUGAUUCAGUUUAUGCGCACCCUGUUCGUCAAGCUCUGGUUCGAUCCGAAGGUGAUUAAGGAGCUGUGGAACAUAGUCGAUCUGUUCAUAUGCAUUCUGAACGUCGUUUUGGUGAUGCUGAAGGUCUUACUCGAGAUGGAGAGGAUCAUACUAUGUGACAAGAUCGAGAGGGCGACGCGGGCGCAGUUCCUUAACUUUCUGCGACCGAUGCGCGUCGACCAGGCCACCUCCAUUAUCUUGGGCUUCCUGGUGGCUGCCACCACGCUGCGUCUGUGGAAGGUCUUUCAGUUUGCCCGUGUCUUCCAGCACUUCACCCACACUCUAUCCUCCGCCUGGCGUGCCACGGUCAGCCUGGGCCUGGCCAUCGUCAUCCUUCUGACGGCAAUCGGGGUGGCUUCCUCGGUGCCCAAUGGCUCCAACGCCGUACUCUUCCGGCACCUGCUCCGAGCCAUUAUUACCUGCUUUUGGUACUCCAUGGGCUUCAACGGAGGCAUGGUUCCCUCUGAGCUCUUUUACGGCGGCAUGUGGCUGGGACUGUGUUUCUACCUGUUCCUGGUCUUCAUCGUGGCCAUCAUAAUGAUGAACGUGUUCGCCUCCGUGAUCUACAACUACUUCAAGCGCUCCGGCCGUGAGCUCAAGGAGCAGGAUAAACAGUGCAUCUCCUUCUAUCAGUAUCUCAGUAUCGAGUUUGCCGAUGUGAAGAACCGCUUCUCUGGGUGGUUCGGCUGUUGCCGUAAAAGGUAUCAGAGAAAAGGGUACACCGUCUCCGAGAACGUCAGAUAUUGGUCCUCGCAACGGAUGGUGAAGCACAUUCUCCGCCGGAGGGAGGAGCAAAGGGUGUACAACCGCGUCAGCGAAGGACCAAGUGAAACGAGUCGGCAGGAGGACUACUACCGGAAGGUGAGGCGGAUGUACAAGAUCUCCGACAUUCUGACGAUACAGCUCGAGAUCCUGAAGCGCAGACUUCUCGGCGACGAGAACGGUAAUCUGCCCUCAUCUGACGACUCAGACUCGGAUCCAGAGGAUAUGCCUGAGUUGUAUAAGAAAAAAAAUUCUCAAAAAAAAGCCCGGGUUCGAAUUAAUCAAACCAAGGAUUAAUUUGAUUCUUAAGUUAAUUGUAAGUGAUUAGCUAUUUUACUAAAAGGAAGUUAU